AUGUCGUCGAAUCCAGCCUUUAAGGGCACCACCGGUUACAAGACUGUCGGACGAGGCAAAUUGCCUGACUUUGAGAACAGCUCGACAUCCCAUAUUCCACGUCCGCGGCCAGAUAAUUCCUCAACCGUCACACCUCAGACCCCCAGCAGCGAUAUCGGUAGUUCCACAAUGAGUGCCGCCAGCAGCCGACAGAGGCAGAACCAGUCCAAGCGAGAUGAGGCUAUCCGCCGAAAGUUGGAGGCAGACCUCAACAAGAAGAGACACCAUCCGACAAGGGCAAGCCGUGCCCGCAAGGCUCCUCCGGGUACAGUCCUUGCAUUGAAACCCAGUACCGCUCUCCAGAUCAAACCAUCUACCACCAUUGCGGAGGCCGCCCAAUUGAUGGCAGCAAAGAGGGAAGACUGUGUUUUGGUGACGGACGACGAUGAUCGGAUUUCCGGAAUCUUCACCGCUAAAGAUCUAGCGUUUCGGGUAGUGGGAGCAGGCCUCAAGGCUCGCGACAUUACAGUGGCGGAGAUCAUGACGAAGAACCCCCUGUGUGCAAGGACAGACACCAGCGCUACAGAUGCCCUCGAUCUUAUGGUACGGAAGGGAUUCCGCCACUUGCCCGUUAUGGACGAGAACCAGGAUAUUUCGGGUGUGCUCGACAUUACAAAGUGCUUCUACGAUGCUAUGGAAAAGCUGGAGCGUGCCUACAGUUCCUCCCGCAAGCUGUACGAUGCAUUGGAAGGUGUUCAAUCGGAACUCGGUUCUACCCAGCCCCAGCAGGUCAUUCAGUAUGUGGAGGCUCUUCGCCAAAAGAUGUCUGGUCCUACACUCGAGACUGUCCUCGACGGCCUGCCUCCGACAACCGUGUCCGUGAGGACCACUGUUAAGGAAGCUGCUUCAAUGAUGAAGGAAAACCAUACUACUGCUUUGCUGGUGCAGGACCAGGGAUCUAUCACGGGUAUCUUUACUAGCAAGGAUAUUGUUCUCCGUGUCAUUGCCCCAGGCCUUGAUCCUGCGACUUGCAGUGUAGUCCGAGUGAUGACCCCUCACCCUGACUUCGCCCCUUCUGACAUGAGCAUCCAAGCUGCUCUCCGGAAGAUGCAUGAUGGGCACUACCUAAACUUGCCUGUGAUGAACGAAGGAGGCGAAAUCGUUGGAAUGGUGGAUGUCCUUAAACUCACAUAUGCCACUCUGGAGCAGAUCAACUCUAUGCAGACGCAUGAUGCUGAAGGCCCAGCAUGGAACAAGUUCUGGCUGUCAAUGGACCAUGAGUCCGAUUCGAUGGUUUCAGGCAGCCACCAACCCCAUACCCCACAUCGAUCGGUUGUUAGCCCCGAGUCCCCUAAGGCUACCUUCGACACACGGGACAGCGUGCUCCCUCAUGAAUCCGCCUCUCAUCAUGGUGGAGACGAGCAUUCCGAAUACCACCCAGAAGAGCCUGUUCCGUUUCCCUUCAAGUUCAAGGCCCCUAGUGGUCGUGUGCACAGAGUCAACGUUCUCCCCACUGCUGGCAUUGCGGAGCUGGUGGCUCAAGUUACUGCGAAGCUUGGUCCCGAGGUGGAGGCUGUGGGCGGUGCUGCCACCUCUGAAGACGGCACCCUCAGCAACACCGGCUAUGCGCUGAGCUAUGUUGAUAACGAAGGAGAUACUGUGUCGAUUACCACGGAUCAGGAUCUUGCUGAUGCAGUCAUUAUUUCCCGACAGGCUGGCAGGGACAAGGUCGACCUUUGCGUUCAUGACCCCACCCAGCCUCCAAUUACUCCCGUCCCUGCCCCCGUGGAGCCUGCACCUAAACAUGUCGAGAUAAAGAUCCCUUCUGGUACUGAGGAAUCGCUGGAGGAAGAGCCUAUUGUGGCUAAGCCCCGGACACACCAGGCAUACCCAGCGCACCCUCCCGAGGAACAAUUCAUUGCAGGCGUCCCCAACGAACUACUGCUUCCCGGUGCCAUUGUCACCUUGGCUGCCGUGAUUGCUGGAGUGUUCAUCCUCAGCCGUGCCACCUCGCGGUAA
Messenger RNA from Aspergillus ochraceoroseus IBT 24754, 1998 nucleotides. RefSeq names its product CBS and PB1 domain protein. Lineage: Eukaryota; Fungi; Ascomycota; Eurotiomycetes; Eurotiales; Aspergillaceae. Bases 1 to 1998 code for a protein of 665 amino acids. Gene Ontology annotation, molecular function: protein binding. The transcript has 4 exons. The record is from RefSeq and is a predicted model, not a curated record.